AUGACAGGAAAUUUACCAGGCUCAAGGGGGCUACCACGUGCCUGUUGGCAGCAGAUGCUAUCGGACAAGUUUAGCGACAAUCCAGAUGAGCGUCUCAAGCUGUACAGUUCCCUUGCCAGCCUCGCACGUGGGGAGAAGGAAGCCUACUCGGAUAGUUGGACGGCAGCCAUGUUAAAGGCGUCUCAUGACCCCUGGUCUCGCAUUCGUCUGCUUGGGCGAGAAACACUUCUUCGCGAGGUGAAGAUGGAAGCGGAUGCGCCAAACAACGACUUCUCGCGGAGAGUUUUGAGUCUACUACUCAGUAAAUGGCCUAAGAUGCAGCACUGGUAUGAGAGGGAAGGGUUUCUCUUGCUGCUGCUUGGAUUCUUCUUUUCCAAAGUCGAAGUGACGUCAGACGAACUGGUCUUGGCCCAUGUCUUGCUGCGAGUGGGGUUGCCAUCUCUGUUGGAUCCGCAGCUUCCCGUGCGUGAGGUGGCAGUUAAAGUAAUUGUUCAGAUUGCGGAGUUAAGUGGUGAGCUGGCCGCCUUCACGCGAGAUUACUUGGCUAACCAAGUCAAACUGCGUCUUGAAGAAGCGAAGGAACCGCGUGCGUGUGAGGUUGAAGGCCUUCUUAGUGGCAUUGCAAGCCUCAUGCACGUGUGCCCGAGCACAUUUCAUACCGAAUGGUGGACCAAAAUGCAGCCUCCUCUAGAACAACUUUCUCUUCACGCGGCUGCCAGUGUUCGCCAACGCGUGGCCGCAGUGUGGGCGUCACGGCCUGUGGAUUCUUUUGAAGUGUUGUGUAUUGCGAUGGUUAAAAAAUCAGAAUCACCCUCGGCGAGCGAUGAUUGGUGGAGAAUGGUGGAAGUGCUUCUUAUGGCGCUGCAGGAGCAGUUGACACAUUUAUUGACCCUGACUGACGAGGCGGUAACGGUGGAUCUUGAGGCACAGGGGGGCUCCAUUGCGGAUUCACUCUACGCGGUUUUGUUGUUUGCUGAGAUGCGGCAGUUUGAAGUGGCACGCAUGGGCAAGCAGCUCGUUCCCUUGCUUACACAGUUUUGGGUUCGCUUUGCGCCUUCCCUCGCCUUCGUAGAAGAUUGUUGUGGCCAAGUGGCGAAGCGAUUUCGCGAACGUGUUUAUUUUUCACUUCUUUUUUUGCCAGACCUCAUUUGGUUCCUGGCGCUUCGACGUUACCUUUGCCCUACGGAAGAUGUGGAGACGGUGCGGAAGGCGGCGUCACAGCAUUUGCUGCAACUCCUCGGUGGAAAACGGGAUAUGUCUUUAAAUUCACAUGACACUAGAACAGGCUUGUCGCGGCCUGGCUGCGCAUUAGCGGUUUUACUGUUAUUCACCUAUUUCCCUGAUUGCUUCACAGGGUCUGUGGGCCGAGAUUUGAUGGAAUUCGCCGUGAGUGCGGAGGCGUGGAGGCAAGCACUUUCCGAAGACAUGAACUCCGUAAGUUAUGCAGUGGAUUUUGCUCUUUCCGUGAGACGCGUUGGCGGGACAAUUGUGCACCUUGUUCCUAUUUGGCUUCACUGGCUUCCCAACGCCUACGCCCACCAGCAGUGUUUGAUACUAGAAGCGAUAAAAAUUACCGUUGGUUCACCAAAGCAUUGGGUGUCACGCAAACCGUUUUCUUUUGCGUAUCGUUCAGUCUUUGCCGCGCCAACAAUGCAGGAAGGCGGGGACGAUGUUUCACGUGGAUUCUUUUGGCUCAAACUGCAUUGCCCCUCUUUGGCCUGCUUGCCUGAAAUGGCAUUUUCCUCGCCGGAGACGCCUGCGAUUGCGGGGGCGGUCGCCGCGGCGCUGCACGAAACGGUGUAUGCAGGCGUGUACGCCGCGAAGGGGACGGAGCACUGCGUGGUUCGCGCCGCGCGAUCCCUCAUGAUGGCGGAGUGCGAGGUAAAUGAAAACGCGGAACCCAUUGCUGUUGUGGUGGCGGCCGUCAUCGCCCGACUGGAAAUCGUCUCCCCCCGCUGGCGCGAUGCGCUGCCAGCCCCUCACGGCGGCGGCGGCUGGGGCGCGUCUGACGCCGCCAGCGCCCACGCCGGCGGCAGCAGCAACGACGAAGGCCGUGGUCGCAACGAUUGGGACGACACCGACGACGACGACACCGACGCGGGGGGAGUCGCGCCAGAGGAAGAAGUCAGGGAAGCGGGCGGUCUUUUGGCGGCCCUUCUCGAGAGCCGCUUCGGCGCCGAUAAGGAGGGGUUUCUGCGCGCCGUUGGCCCCAGAGAACGACAGGCGGCGGCGCUCUUGUUGAACGAAGCCGGGGCCGGUUGCCACGGCAAGCUGUGA
Molecule: messenger RNA, 2277 nt
Organism: Trypanosoma conorhini
Lineage: Eukaryota; Euglenozoa; Kinetoplastea; Trypanosomatida; Trypanosomatidae
Exons: 1
Coding region: 1-2277 (758 amino acids)
Source: RefSeq, a predicted model, not a curated record